AUGAGCGACACGGACGCCUCGUCCGGCACGGUCGUCGUGCCCAAGCAUAUUCUGCAGAACGUGGUCGAUGGCACCAAGACGCUGCUGAGCGAGAAGCGCGUGUUGCACCAAAAGCUCGAUGAAAUGAACCACCGCGUCUUUACGCUCGAGCGGCAGCUUGCAGAUCAGCAGCUCAAGGUCGAGACGAUGCAGCAGCAGCAGUCCAAGAGCCCGACCGGUGCCAACGCCAACCGGUUCAAGCACCUCACGCUCCAAGUCAUCAAGGACAAGCAACGCAAUGAAAAGAUCAGUGCGGCCAAAGACUUGGACGCGCGACCGCCCACGACCACCAAGAAGGACGAAGAGAUCCACAAGCUCAAGAUGAAAACGUCCGAGCUCGAGUCGUUGCUGCAGGCCACGCGCGCAAUUACGCACCAGACAGCGCACCGCGACGUCGUGGUCUCGACGCUCAACGCAGCGCGCAACCUCGUGGCCGCGCGACGCUACUCGCUCGCGCUUGUUAAUGAAACCAGCACGCACAUGACGGUCUACUCGAUGACGGUCGUCACGGCCGACGAGCUCAGCUUUGAACUGACCAAGAAACCACCGCUUCUCGAAGACGAAGGAUCGAUGCUGAUCGACGACGCGACGACGUUUGGGCACGUCCUUUUGACCGAUACGCCCUUGGAUUCGAUGCAAGUCGCAGUGUCGGGCAAGUUUGAGACCCAAAUGGAAGAACUCGAUUUUUCACCGCACUCGCUCUUGUGUAUUCCGAUCCACAAUGCCCAUAGCACCCAUGUAGGCGCGCUGCAAGUCAUUACCCAGCGCCAACACGCCGACGAGUACCGUCAAAACCAAGUGUUUACGUCCCUCGACAAGGAGCGUCUCGAACACCUCUGCGUCAUGUCGGGCUCGGCCGUCUGGAACCUCAAGCUCUCGAAAGAGCGCCAGACGGCGCAAUCGCGCAUUGAGAUUCUGCUCAAACUCAAUCGCAGCAUCUCGGUCGAGGGCAACCCCGUGCGUGUCUUGGAGAAGAUCAUGGAUGUGUCGUACGAGCUCUUGCACGUCGAGCGCAUUUGCCUCUUCUUGCGCAUCCAAGGCGAGAACGACUUGUACAUUUUGCAUGCGAGUGACGAAGCCAAGGGCAACUACGUCUCGAUGGACUGUGGCAUUGCAGGCCUUGUCGCGCGCACGGGUCAAGUGGUGACGACCAACGAUGCGCAAAAGCACCCGUGCUUUGACAAAGAAAUGGACGUCAAGACAGGGUUUACCACGAAGAAGCUCUUGUGCGUCCCGGUCAAAGACCCGGACGGCAACAUCCUCGCGGUCGUCGAGGCCAUCAACAAGCAAGACGGCACCGACUUUACGAUCGAAGACACGCUUUUUCUAAGCUACAUUGCCGAGGCGGCCGGCAUUUCGCUGCACAAAUCGUACCUCCACAACGAAGUCAUGAUUUCCAAAAAACUGGCCGAAAUUCGCUUGACGCUCUCCGAGUUUAUCACGCAACAAACCGACAUUCACCGGUUGACGGACCUCAUCACAGCGCAAGGCAAGACCAUCAUGGAAUGCGAUCGGUUUGGUUUUUUGCUCGUGGACCAUCUCAAAAAUGAGCUCUGGAUCACGUCGACCAAUCAAGCCAAUGGUGAAGAAAUCACGGUGCGGCAGCCCAUCUACAAGGGCAUUUCGGGUCUUGUGGCAACGACCGGGGACACAGUGUGCACGCGCGACGCAUACACGCACAACCUGUUCGACCCUACACACGACACGAUGACGGGGUAUCGCACCCAGAGCGUGCUGUGCAUGCCUGUGUUUGAAGAGAACGUCCCGACCAACCCCAAGGUCGUCGCGGUGGCCAUGUGCAUCAACAAGCUCCAGGGAUCCCACGUAAUUGCAUUUACGAGCGAAGACCGCAACACAAUGGGGCGCUUUUGCAAAGAAAUUCAGUACGCGCUCGGCAAGUUGUCGCUUGAAGUGUGCUACUACAAGGUCGUCAGCGACAAGCACGCGAGUGGCAGCGACGAGGUGACCGAAGCCGGCAUCAUUUCGAGUCUGCUUCAAAAGUACAGUCGCCGCACCUCGGGUGCCAACACGACCAAGUACGACGGCGGUGCUACCGAGUCGCAGCAGUCGGAUGCCUUUGGACGCGAUGUGCUCGUGCCGUCGCGACCAGAGCUCGACGCGUGGGACCUUGACAUUCUCUCGUUUAGCUUUAGCGAGGUCAUGGUGUCGGCGCAAACGCUCUUCCGUGCCUACGGCUUUGUGGACCAGUAUAACGUUGCACCCGAGAAGCUCCAAGCCUUUGUCGCGAGCGUCGCGCAACACUACCGCACAAACCCAUACCACAACUUUUACCAUGGUUUUCAAGUCAUGCACGCGGCGCACAUGCAGAUCAAGCUCUUUGCCCGCAAGCUCUUGCCGAGCCUGGAUAUUUUCUCGCUCCUCAUCGCUGCACUUUGCCACGACGUGGACCACCCGGGCAACAACAACGACUUUGAAGUCAAGUGCGUGAGCUCGAUUGCGCUCACUCACAACGACGACGCAGUGCUUGAGCGGCACCACUGCCGCGUCACGUUUAUCAUCUUGAACGCCCCGUCCACCAACAUUUUGGACAAGUUGUCGUCGGAUGCGUUUCGGCAAGUGCGCCGCAACAUCAUCCGCUGCAUCAUGGCGACCGAUAUGACGAACCAUUUUGCGCAAGUCAAGACCAUGGAGAACAUGCCGCGUAGCCAGUGGACCGACCACUCGAACCGGGCGUUUCUGAUGGAGUCCAUUGUGCACAGCUGCGAUCUCAGCGCCCAAGCUCUUCCGUUCAAGCUCGCGACCAAGUGGGGCGAGCGGGCGUUAGAUGAGUUUCAGAACCAAGCGAAAGAAGAGACCGACUUGCAGCUCUCAAUUGCUCCCUUCAUGGAGAACCUCGAGUCCAAAGCCACGCGCUACAACGUCCAAGUCAACUUUGUCUGCUACGUGCUCCAGCCCAUGUGGCAGGCCCUAGCGUCCCUCGCACCACCGCUGCAGCUCUACACGGAGACGCUCGCGACCAAUUUGGAGCAGUACCGCGCCGAGCUUGCCGAGCUCACCCGGCAGCAGACAAGCUCCUAGGUUCAAUUCCUCGCUUUUUCCAUCAAUCUAUAUAAUUUUCAAUGUA
This is a messenger RNA of Saprolegnia diclina VS20, 3124 nucleotides long. RefSeq lists its product as hypothetical. The transcript has 14 exons. The record is from RefSeq and is a predicted model, not a curated record. Bases 1 to 3078 code for a protein of 1025 amino acids. Gene Ontology annotation, molecular function: 3',5'-cyclic-nucleotide phosphodiesterase activity; protein binding. Lineage: Eukaryota; Oomycota; Saprolegniomycetes; Saprolegniales; Saprolegniaceae. Gene Ontology annotation, biological process: signal transduction.